AUGUCUUCUUCAGGGUUUAACCUUGAAAAAUAUCGAAUUCCACUGACGGAGAUCAACCGGGCCACAGAAAACUUCAGUUCAGAAACUCUGGUUGGAGAUGGCGGAUUUGGUAUGGUCUACAGAGGACAACUCUCUAAAGACUGGAGACACCGCCUAGUAGCCAUCAAACGCCUUGAUCAUAAUGGUUAUCAAGGAAACAAGGAGUUCCUUAAUGAACUCAAUUUGGUUGCAAGUUUUGAUCAUUCAAACAUCAUCCGAUUCGUUGGCUACUGUGAUGACGAGAAUGAGAAAAUUAUAGUUUGUGCGUAUGCUACGAACGGAAGCCUUGAUUAUCACCUCCAAAACCCAAAUCUGAGGUGGCACCUAACAUGGGAACAACGCCUGAAGAUAUGCUUGGGGGCAGCGAGAGGAAUAGAGUACCUUCACUCAGGUAGGAUGUCCAGCGAAGUAAUUCAUAGAGAUAUGAAGAGUGCAAAUAUUUUGUUAGAUGAUAAUAUGGACGCCAAAAUAUGUGAUUUUGGUUUGUCAAGAUUAGAUUCAACAAAUGAGCCAGAUACUGGUGUCUUUACAAAGGUUGCUGGAACAAGGUUUUACAUGGAUCCUAUUUACAACGAAAGAAGUCGGCUCACUAAAGAGUCCGACAUAUAUUCAUUUGGAGUCGUAAUGUUUGAGAUGUCUAGUGGGAUGAUGGCUUAUAUUCCAAGUCGCAUUGAAGAUUCUAAAGGACGAUAUCUGAUUGACCUCGUCCGAAGCUACUAUGACGACCAUAAAUUUGUUGACAAGUUAAUAGAUCCAGCUAUGAAAGGUCAGAUUGAUAUGAGUUCUUUUGAUAAAUUUAAUAAAAUUGCACAUGAGUGCAUUAGCUUGGACAUAAGCAAACGCCCUAGGAUGGAUAAGCUCAUCACAACGAUUGAGGAAGCACUGAAUAUUCAAGCAGAUUCGGUUUGGGAGUCGCUUCUGCCACCAGGUUAUCGUGAAGUCAUUGCGAGGGCGUUUUCUCAACUGGUAUUUAGCUCUAAAAAGCAACUCUACCUCUCUUUAUCCAACUCACAUAUCCUCCUCGAUCGUGGAUAUCUGAGUUUCCAAAUAGACAAGAUCAGUGGAAAAAAGUGUUAUAUGUUGGGGGCAAAAGUUCUAUCCAUUGAAUGGCAAGAUGACAAACGAUACUGGAAAUGGGAGCAUAUACCUGAAUCAAGGUUCGCGGAGGUGUGCACAGUUAUAGAAGUAACUUGGCUUGCGAUUCAUGGCACAAUAUCAGCUGAGAUGUUGUCAAGAAAUUGUACAUAUGUUGCGUAUCUUGUCUUUCGAACUACUGGGGAGUCCAAGGGACUUGAUGUGCCAGCAGAAGCAAAAGUAACAUUCUGUGGUACAAAAAUGGUGACUGAAAAUGUGUAUCUUCAAAGACCAGAGGCACCUGGUGGAACACAACACGUGCCAUAUCAGCAAGAGAAAAAUGUGUUUCCUCGCAGGAGAAAUGAUGGGUGGAUGGAGAUUGAGUUGGGAGAAUUUAAGUGCAUUGAAGGAGCUGAUGGGGAGGUUGAGAUGGCCUUUGAUGAGCACAAAAGCUAUAAGAAAGGUCUUAUCGUGGAGGGAAUUGAGCUUCGGCCUAAAUAACUUGCAACAAUAUGGCCAUGUUCUUUAAUGUAAUACAAAAACCCUUUUAAUUUGGUUU
This is a messenger RNA of Lactuca saligna, 1672 nucleotides long. Lineage: Eukaryota; Viridiplantae; Streptophyta; Magnoliopsida; Asterales; Asteraceae. The record is from the annotation of a GenBank genome assembly.